This is a messenger RNA of Haliotis rufescens (red abalone), 678 nucleotides long. Its product is annotated as histone-lysine N-methyltransferase EHMT2-like. Bases 1 to 678 code for a protein of 225 amino acids. Lineage: Eukaryota; Metazoa; Mollusca; Gastropoda; Lepetellida; Haliotidae. Gene Ontology annotation, molecular function: protein binding. The record is from RefSeq and is a predicted model, not a curated record. The transcript has 3 exons.
AUGGUGCACAAGAAGGGGGGACAGGACAUCGAGUACUACGUCACAAACUACACAGACUUGUACCACUUCUUCCAGAGUGGUGGCAUACCGACCUCAAACCACUUCGUCGCCAAUACCGCCGCCCUCCUUGCCAAGAGUCUCUACCAGAAUCCCGACCCGCAGAAUGAGAAGCUGACCAAGAGACUACUACAAGGAUACCGCGCCACGAGCAGAGAGGAGGAAACACGGAAGUCUCGGAUCCCUCUAGAACCUGACACACGAGCGACACCGACUCCUGCAAGUACAGACCCCCGAGCAGACAGCGACCUCCGUGAUGCCAGCAAGCGGGGAAACGUGGCGGCUGUGAAGCGCAUCCUGGCAGCAGGACGGGCUGACGUCAACAGUAAAGACUUGAAUGGGUGGACACCGGUGCUGUGGGCAGCAAGGUGGGGGCACGGAGAAGUCGUGGAGCUCCUGAUGAGGAAAGGAGCUGAUGUGCCAGUGUUGACCUUUAACGAUAACAACAUCCUUCACGUCGAAUGUAUGGGUAGUGAUGUGGAGACGGUGAAGUAUGUGCUGUCACUGAACGUGGUGGACAUCAACGCCAGGAACAAGCAGGGGCAGACCGCGUUCUUCUGGGCGAGAAACUUUCGACAUCGGCGAGUGGAGAGUCUGCUUAUGUCCAUCGGCGCUCAUUGA